Messenger RNA from Aspergillus fijiensis CBS 313.89, 1401 nucleotides. RefSeq names its product ankyrin repeat domain-containing protein. The transcript is spliced from 2 exons. Gene Ontology annotation, molecular function: protein binding. Lineage: Eukaryota; Fungi; Ascomycota; Eurotiomycetes; Eurotiales; Aspergillaceae. The coding region runs from base 1 to 1062 and encodes 353 amino acids. The record is from RefSeq and is a predicted model, not a curated record.
AUGUCUCUGAGCACGCUUACAAACGAGCUACUUCUGCAGGUGGAAUCCUAUAUUGAAACGCAAACCGACCUCGCAGCCUUACUUCAAGGUCGUCGAGUCUAUAAAUUACUGGUGCCGUGUCUAUACCGGCGUGAUGCAACCGCCGCCUUGCUGUACGGGGUUCAGAACGACCUCUAUUCCACCGCCUGCAAGGCGCUUCAGGCCGGGGCCGACCGCAAUGUCAGGUCUCGCGAUAAAAGACGACCGAUGAUUAGUCUCGCAGCUGAAAAUGGAUCUCUGGAAAUGGCCCGGCUUCUGCUGGGGGCGUCAUCUCCGUCACCGUCACCGUCCCCGCCACCGCCGCCGGUCGACCUUAAUAUGAUUGACAAGAACCGAUACACAGCCCUGUUGCUCGCGGCAGCCGUGGGACAUGCUGCAAUGAUCGAGCUUCUUCUGGCGCACAGGGCCGACCCCAAUAAGCGAGAGAAGGCGGAUCGCACUGCACUGUUCAUGGCGGCCAUCCGCGGCCACACGGCCGCCGUCCGCACUCUCCUCGCCUACCACGACGACCCCCAGCAACCGGAACUAGAGCUGGAUGUUAUCAUCAAACAUGGCGGGGAGACCGCGCUCCUAGCCGCCGUCGGCAGGACCACGCUGAGAUCCGGCCCCCAGCCCGUGCUGCACAGUGCAGUGCUUCACCGACAGCCCGAGCUCCUCCAACUGGUGGUCAAUCGCGACGAGAUUGACCUGAAUCGAAUCUAUCAAGACGAGACCGCCCUCGGCCUGGCGGUAGAGAGGAACGACGACGACCUAGCGGCUAUCCUGUUGGCGGAUCCGCGUGUACAUCCUGAUCUUACCUUGAAUGGUGGCGGCGAGACCCCGCUGAUGCGGGCAAUUCUGAAGAACAAUGAAAGAAUGACCCAGCUCCUGCGCGAUGCCGGCGCGAAUCCGCGGAUUAUGAAUCGGUGGUGGGUGUCGCCGGCGACGUUGCUGGAGGCUCCCUCGUGGGAGGCACGGCGGGAGUUGAUCGAAAAGUAUCUGGGCUCCGAAGUGCGCCUGGCGCCGGAUUGCACGCUGGGAUAGGCAUACUAGGUAUCUAUAGGUACCUUGGAGGGGACAUAUUUGCAGCGAAAGUCACAUGAUUCUGACAAUCGCCACCUGGAUCCAAGCUCAGUUACAUGUAUGUACUGUACAGCUGGUCUACCCGAAACUGCGGGGUGCGGCAGGGGCAGACCCGGAGAUGAAUGUCCUCUGAUGCAUGCCACCCUUUUCGGCUGUACCCGUGACGGAGUAACCUGUCCAGCGGAGCUGUGAGGCCUGCGGAGCACCGGAGAAAUGGCAUGUGAAAGUGCAUGGUCUCACGCGAGCAGUCCCGCCUCUCAGCCGCAUGCUUCUCAAUCAAUAGAAUGACUCAUAUCCGCC